Messenger RNA from Cuscuta epithymum, 4545 nucleotides. NCBI's taxonomy places the organism in Eukaryota, Viridiplantae, Streptophyta, Magnoliopsida, Solanales, Convolvulaceae. The record is from the annotation of a GenBank genome assembly.
AAAGGGGUCCCUCUCUCACUUAUUAGCUAAAUGAGACAAAAGGAACCCAUCCCCCUCCUUCCUCCUCAUUGUACUCGACCAAGCUACCCAAGAAAGAGGAAGAAACAUCUCUCCAACCCUCCUCCAUUGCUGCAACUCGAGCUCAACCAAGAAGGAUCCAAGAAGUGGGAUUAAAGAAGGAAAAAGGCUAGGAAAAGUGUGUAAAAUUAAGGCACUUGUAAAGGGUAUUUCAAGUGAUUUCACAAAGUUGGAAAAGUCGCCGGAGUUGUCACCGGAGUUGACCAAAAGUCGCCGGAGUUUCACCGGAGUUCAACCAAGAAGGGUAGAACUUCUUAACGCUAGUUCAAGGUUGAAGCUAGAGCUUGCUACUUGCACCUUCUCACGGGUGAUAUCACAUCAGGAAGACGUGAAAUGGAGGGCAGGAGAAUGAGGACCAGGAACAAUCCGAGGGGGCAGGCGCCGGUAGCAUCCCAAAGGGGAAGCCGGGCUGCAUCUCGGGGUUCGAGAGGAGGCCGUGGAGGCCGUGGAAGCCGUGGAGGUCAUCAAGCUCAAACUGUGAGUGAUGGCCAUGUGAGCUCGGUGUAUGAGACCAACACCGAAGACUACGACUCAACCUACGUGCCAGAGACAGAGCAUGAAGAGACCCCGUAUGAUGGGGGUGACACGUACACCGAUGAUGAUGAUGAAGAGAGUGAUGCCAAGUUCGCCCAAAUGGGCGAGUUGCUUGAAUGGUAUCAAAAAGAAAAAUUGAGGAGGGACCUUAGGCGCCAAGCGAGGCGUGGCUCUCGCGGUGGUUCGGGUCAAGGAAGCCGGGGAGCUUCCGUGGCCACCCCAGCGGCGUCACAAGGUGGGCGUGAAGGAGGUUUUGUCGUGAGAAUCUCCAAGUACCUCAAGGAGGCUAGGGCCUUGGGGUGUAGGUCCUUUGACGGCACCGGUGACAUUACCGUUGCCGCCGAUUGGAUUAAGAAGGUGAAGGAUGCAUCAAGAGACAUGCAAAUCACACCGGACGUGAAGUUGACUGUCGCUUCACGGCUACUUGAAGGGAUAGCCUCUACGUGGUGGGAGAGCGUGGAGGGGAAGUACCAUGGGGAAAUAACAUGGGCGGACUUUGAGCUAGAGUUCUAUGCUCAAUACUACUCCGAGUACGAGGUGAAUGUGAAACGGAGAGAGUACACUAACCUCAAACAGAAAGAUGGCGGCACAGUUAAACAACUGGAACAAGAGUUUAGAACCUUGGCUAGGUUCUUGCCGGAGUACGCGGUUGAUGAGAACCGCAUGACGGAGCACUUUUGGGAUGCCCUACUCUUGGACAUUCGUGACCGAGCUACGUACUCGCGCCACAUGACCUUCAGCGAGGUGGUGGAACAGGGCCUUCUCGGGGAGGCCCAAUGGAAUGAGAGGAAAGAGAGAGACGCCGAAGAGGCGAAAAAGAGAAAAUGGCAAAGCUCGGGGCCGCCCGAGCAAGCACGGAGGGAUAAACACGGCGGAGGUGGGGGUUCGUUCAAAACACCGGCACCACCGACAAAGAAGAACAAGGAUGCUCGGUGGCAUGCAUCCUCCUCCCAAAAGACGGGACCCCCUAGGUGUGCUAAUUGUUCGAAAAAUCACUUUGGGAAAUGCAAUGCACCCCCAAGGUGUUAUCAAUGUGGGAACACGGGUCACAUGAAGGCCAAUUGCCCACAACUAGGGGGAGGAGGAGCUCCGGGAUCCGGAGGAGGAACCAUGACGGGAAGAAACCGUGCGGGACCGUCAAACGGCGGUACGGGAAGAGGCAACGCAUCCACAAGUCAUGCCGCGUCCGUAAAUCAAGGCGGGACCCAAGCACGAGUGUACGCAAUGACCGAGGCGGAUGCACGAGCAAACCCGGACUCCGUUGCAGGUUGAAGCUAGAGCUUGCUACUUGCACCUUCUCACGGGUGAUAUCACAUCAGGAAGACGUGGUUCGUGCUUCCUUAUUUUCUUUCAAACUACCGAACACUUGCUCAUGGAUAUUUGUUUACUAUAAACACUUUUUGGGCUUGCAUGCCCAUGUUGUUGGCCGGUUGUGGCUCAUGACUUACCGUUGAAUAUUUCCGCUAUUCAUUGGUUUAAAUGUGAUGUUGUUAUGUAUGUUUACUACUGAGUAUGGAUGAAUUGUUUUCUCGAACGCCUUGUGUAAUUAAGUGAGGUUGACUCGUGGGUGACGUCACUUAGUUAUACGGCGGUUGUACACGCGCUUGGAUUGCGGUCUGGGGCGUGACACACUGAUUUCUGAGUGAGGAGCUUCAGCACUUGAUCCUUCAUCUUUAUGUUCUUCACCAUAGGAUUUUCACGACAUCCAAGUAAUUCUUGCAUCUCACUGUGGUCAUCACCUUGGAGGAUUAUUCCUUCAGGUUGCUCUAAAAUAUCCAAAGCAUCAAAGAUAGGAAUCUCUGGCAGGCAAUCAUCUUGAGUUUGACCCUUCAGAAAAUGUUUCUCUCCUCUCCACGAGAUUGGAGAUGUAUCAGAUGUAUCAAUGAUCAAAGGGGAUCUGCCAAAGGAAGUACAUGAUUUCUGAAAUUUCAGCCUUUGCACUCCAAGAGAUUCCACACAUAGUUGCUGAGAUCCCACCUUUAAUUCACAUUUCACAAGAGACCCGUCUGUUGCUGCAAGUACUCCAUCCCUUGCAGCUUUAUUAAUUAACAAUCACCACCUUUUCAUUCCCAGCACAUAUGGGAACUGUCAGCAGGAAAGUCUGUCCACAAAAUCCUUGGUCCGACAAACUACUAUCGCUGAGAAUUUUUUUCUUUGGCUUUGAGAAGCUUUCGCAUACAGCUCUAACUCGUCCAAGCUCAUCAGUAUUAGUGACAAUUGACUUCCUGGAUGUUGUCAUCUGGCACUUGUUCAACCCCACCAUAGACACAGAAUCUCCACGACAAAGCGGUGGUUCAGCAAGGAGUUUGGCAGUAUAAACAGAUGGUGGCACAUGAACUUGCAGCACCACAAGAGGGGGUUCAACCACACACUCAGCAACAGAGGCAUUUGCUGAUUUUGUCACAAAACCAUCACAAUCUCUUAUUACCUCAUCAUCUAUCUUGGUCUCAAUCAAUUUUUCUUUUGUAAGUACUUGUGAGGAACCAUCAGAUAGAACAAUUUCAUCAGCUAACAAGCUCUUUUUCUCUGAAACUAACUUAUGACUGAUUUGCAUAUCUGUAACACCAUCUAUUGACUUGUUUUUAAAAUGUUGAGCUAUUUCAUUCAUUGGAGUUUCACCAACACAAUCAACACUUCUGUAGAACAAACCUUCGUUAUCGGAAUGGAUGCCAGAUAAAAGAAGCAAGCCUGGGGAUAAAACUGGCUUAGCCAUCCAUAAGCCAGGACUGUCAUUACUGUUGUACAUCUUUGGUUUCCAAGGAUCUCUCGGACUAUCAGGUAGAGCUCCAGUAGGUUGCGAUGUAUCCUCUUCUGGCUUCGACUCCAGGACUGAAGGUGCAGCUGUUUUCAAUUCUGUGUUCAUUGUGGUUAGUUGAGUCCCCUGCAGUCCCUUUCCUGAUGCGACUAAGUCGAUGGUUUUGCAGGCGGGUGAAUCUAACACAAGGUGAGAAAGGACAAACGAGGAUGAGCUGUGAGAUCGGGCGAGUGAGGAAACCUGCAAACUCAGAGACUUGGCUUGCGGCUUCGAACUGGAGAAGUUGCUAGCGACUACGACUGUUGGCCGCAAAUCUGACGGAUUAGGAGAAGUUGCUUGCAGAAACCCCUGAGAACUAGAAGCUACUGUUCGAGACGAAGGUGAAGCAGUCAGUGAUGACGUUUGCGAUUGCGAAGAGGAAAUUUGAGUAUGCGAACUGUUAGAAAUUGUCAAUUGCGAUCUGGGAGCUUCUUCAUGCGACACAGUCUGCGCACUUGGGGACGAAGAUGAUACCUGAUAGUAAGUUGGCCGACGGUGUCUAGGAGGGCUUCUAGCUCGGUCUCUAUGUCGCUUGAGUCUGUGUCGAAUUUUGCCAAACAUAUGGCGCAUCUCCUUAGCCCAAUCACUUUCAACCUUUUCCGCCAGCUUCUCUCCUUUUCUGAGCGACGCAUCCUGAUAGGAUCUUCCAUGCUCUCUGCGCAGUUCCUUUCCGCCAUGAGUAGACACACACUCCUCAGUGUUUGCGCGCAAACCAGAGGCGAUCGCUUUCCGUUCUGACCUUCGAUAGUCCUCGCGCCGCUCCAUUUCUUUUACCGCGUGACUUAGAUCGAAGCUUCCCGGGACAACUGCUCUGAUACCAAUGAUAGGUACAGGGAAGAAUCUGGCGAUGAAUUGGUUAUUUACUAAACUGAAAUUGAAGAAACAAAAAGUGACGAUACAGAUGAGGGCAAAUUCGAGAGUGCCUCGUCUCUCCCAAGUUCCAGUCCAAUCCAAGUUCUGCCUAACCUCCCCCUCUCUCCUUCCCACUCUUAUAGUACUUAUAUUCUAACGGGCCAGCCCAUAUUUUAUAACCUGACCCAAAAUUCUUAUUUAUACAAUAACUACUUAUUUAAUAUCAAUCUAUUACUACUUUAUAAUUCUCUACAGCCCAGGGCCCUAUCACUUAGACAAGAUCGGAU